AUGGGGAUGAGCCUGUGCCAGGAUGUCAGCUGGCUCCUGCCUUUCCUGUUCUUGCUACUGAUGAUCACAGUGUCACCCACCCAGGGUCAAACAUGUCCCCAGCGUUGUGAGUGCAUUGCAAAGCUCAAAACUGUGUCCUGUUACGGUAAACGCUUGUCUACACUGCCAGAUGGCAUCCCACAGGACACCAAGAUCCUGGACCUGAGCGGGAAUAAACUUCGCUGGGUAGAGCAUGGUGACCUGCUUCCAUAUCAGCGUCUCGAAAAGCUGGACCUGAGUGAGAACAUGAUCAGCGUCCUGGAGCCAAACGCUUUUUCUACUCUCCAGAACCUGCAGUCUCUUUCACUGAGGGGUAACCAAUUGAAACUGGUCCCCAUGGGGGCAUUCUCACGUCUCUCCAACCUAACUUCACUGGACCUCAGUGGGAAUAAGAUUGUGAUUCUUUUGGACUUUACUUUCCAAGACCUGAAAAGUCUAAAAAACCUGGAAGUUGGAGACAAUGAUUUGGUUUAUAUCUCUAACAAGGCCUUUCUGGGUCUGGUGGGGCUGAGGGAGUUGACCAUCGAGAGGUGCAACCUGACGUCUGUGUCCAGCCAGUCUUUGUCUUAUUUGCAUAACUUGGUGACUCUGCGGCUCCGCUACCUCAGUAUCUCCACCUUAGAGGACCAGAACUUCCGUAAGCUGGGAAAUCUGAGGGGCCUUGAGAUCGAUCACUGGCCCUUUUUAGAGUACAUUUCCCCCCACAGCCUGCAGGGUCUGAACUUAUCUUGGCUGUCCAUCACGCACACCAACAUCACCUCUGUGCCCACCUCUGCCCUACGCAGUCUGGCUCACCUCACCAGCCUCAACCUCUCCUACAACCCUAUCUCUGUGUUGGAGUCCUGGGCGCUGCGGGACCUCGUUAGGCUGAAGGAGCUGCAUCUGGUCAAUACAAACCUGGUGGUGGUGCAGCCAUAUGCGCUGGGUGGUCUAAGGCAAAUCCGCCUUCUUAACCUCUCCACUAACAGCCUGGUGACGCUGGAAGAGGGAGCUUUUCAGUCUGUCAACACUCUGGAGACGCUGCGUUUGGAUGGCAACCCCCUGGCCUGCGACUGCCGCUUGCUGUGGAUCCUUCAGCGCAGGAAGACCCUCAAUUUUGACAGUGCUUCCCCAGUGUGCAUGACGCCCGUUGAAGUGCAGGGCCGGGCCCUUAACGCUUUCUCCGACUCGGCUCUCUUUGAUCACUUUACUUGCCAGAAGCCCAAAAUCCGCAACAGGAAAUUGCAGCAGAUAUCUGCCCGCGAAGGCCAGGUCGUGUCAUUCAUUUGCAGAGCAGAAGGUGAGCCAACACCGGUGAUAUUCUGGAUCUCUCCUCAACGCCGCCGCAUCACCACAAAGAGCAGCGGACGACUAACUGUGUUACCAGAGGGCACAUUAGAAAUACGGUACGCCCAGGUGACAGAUAGUGGAACUUACAUCUGCAUAGCCAGCAAUGCUGGUGGAAAUGACACCUAUUUUGCCACGCUCACAGUCAGCGGGCUGCCACUAGAUGCAGCCCUUAUGGCCAACCGCACUUACUAUGCUGGGGACCUUAAUGACACAAAUCUGAAUGACACCAGAGUCUUCUUGAAGUUCACUCUGGACCUCAAGACCAUCCUCAUAUCCACAGCCAUGGGCUGUAUCAUGUUCCUGGGGGUAGUUCUCUUCUGUUUCAUUCUGCUGUUUGUGUGGAGUCGAGGGAGAGGGCAGCACAAGAACAACUUCUCAGUGGAAUAUUCCUUCAGAAAGGUGGAUGGACCCGCUGCCAGUGGAGGACAGGGUGGGGCACGCAAGUUCAACAUGAAAAUGAUUUGA
Chelmon rostratus (copperband butterflyfish) is the source of this 1833-nucleotide messenger RNA. RefSeq names its product leucine rich repeat and Ig domain containing 3a (gene lingo3a). The transcript has a single exon. The coding region runs from base 1 to 1833 and encodes 610 amino acids. NCBI's taxonomy places the organism in Eukaryota, Metazoa, Chordata, Actinopteri, Chaetodontiformes, Chaetodontidae. The record is from RefSeq and is a predicted model, not a curated record. Gene Ontology annotation, cellular component: extracellular region. Gene Ontology annotation, molecular function: protein binding.